Arctia plantaginis is the source of this 975-nucleotide messenger RNA. The record is from the annotation of a GenBank genome assembly. NCBI's taxonomy places the organism in Eukaryota, Metazoa, Arthropoda, Insecta, Lepidoptera, Erebidae.
AUGACCAACUCAAGGCAGUUAAAAAUUACAAAACUAUUUCGCAAAGGUGCUACGAGAGUACCAGAGGAUUGUGAUGAACUACAAGAAGAGAUACUUCGACUAGAGCAAAGUUUAAGGGAGAAACAGAAUGAGUUAUUUCAGUUGCAGAGAAAUGGGUACAGACAUAAAUCUUCAGCCAUAGAUAAGAAAGCAGAUACUUUUAUCCGACCUCAGAAAAUUGUAUUAUCAAAUGCUGUAGACAGUCUAAGAACUGAUUUGAAAUUGAUGUCAGUCUUGUCUGGCAUAGAAGUGCAAUCAUAUGUACUUGAUGACCACUGUUGCAUCACCUAUUUGAUGCAGCAUGAUUCAGAGCAUCAAAUUAAGCAUGGUCUAAGGAUAAAUCUUAAGGGUGGUGCCAAUGAAGUAACCCAAUCAUCUCUUCCGUUGGGUUUUAACCUGAAUGCUGUGAUGGAGGACUUUGAUAACAUUAUGGUGCCAGAGUGUCUUGGUGCGAUCAGGAAGGCACUAGUGGCGUAUUACGAUCGGUUGGAGCAGUUUGAAGCUCUUAAAAAAAUGUUAAACAUCGAAGCGCAGCUGUUCAAGAUUCUAGACGGCUCGCACAUGCAAAUAACGUUCGUGGCCAAGAACGAAACGGACGAGGACGUCGAACCGUUCGACGUGGUGCUCAUGUUGGAUUACAGGGUUUACGAUAUACGACCAAAGCAGUUCUCUUUUAAAGAAAUAGAUCUUCCUGAGGGAGCAGCGGACUUGCUUCGAGAACAGUGCAUAUUAUUCAAACGAAAGACGUUACAUAAAGCUUUUAAAGAAGCCUUUAUAACCGGUGUCGGGCACUUCAAACUGGUGGAACAGGUGGGCUCCCGGCCCGCGGAGCCGCGACGUCGGGCGCGUCGUCCCCGUCCGCAGCACUACAACAACGACGACACGUUCCAGCCCGAGGACUGCUCCGAACAUAGCGACGAGGUCGACGUCGAUUGA